Tuber aestivum (summer truffle) is the source of this 1770-nucleotide messenger RNA. NCBI's taxonomy places the organism in Eukaryota, Fungi, Ascomycota, Pezizomycetes, Pezizales, Tuberaceae. The record is from the annotation of a GenBank genome assembly.
GGCGAAACAAAGUAUAACUCAACACUUCAUCCCACUUCACUUCGCAUCAGCUCCCAUCGACUCCCGACCAGCUCCGCCUCCCCCCCAUCAUCAACAUGGAGCUAGCAUUCAAGGCCCUCUUCCUCCUAGCUGCGGCCUUCUACCUCCUGCUAAGACUAGCAACCUAUCUCCUAACGGCUCAUAAAAACCGCAUAUUCGCCAAAUCCCAUAACUGCCUCCCACCCCGCCGCUUCCCCUCCCCCUUCUUGGGCCUACCAAACUGGGUACGUUUAAUGCGCGCCGCCAAGCGCGGCAACGUUCUCGAGCAUAUCACGGACCGCUAUCCAACCUACGGCAAUACAUGGAAAGGCCGCAUCCUAAUCGGCACGAGCAUCGGCACCGUUGAGCCAGAGAAUAUAAAAGCCAUACUCGCGACAAAUUUCAAGGACUUUGGCUUAGGCCCCCAACGUCACGCUAAUUUUUACCCACUACUUGGAGACGGGAUAUUCACCCUCGACGGCCCCGGAUGGGAGCAUUCUAGGGCGAAUUUGAGGCCGCAGUUUUCGAGGGAGCAAGUCAGUGAUAUUGAAGCGUUGGAGGUGCACGUCCAGCGGUUGAUGAAUCGGUUGCCAGAGGGGGAUGGUGAAGUCGCGGACUUGCAGCCAUUGUUUUAUUGCCUGACCUUGGACUCCGCGACCGAGUUUUUGCUCGGGGAGAGUGUAGAUUCCUUGCUUUCUCCCGAGCUGAACCCCACCGGGGAUGGCGGCGGAGAGAUGUCGUUCGCCCAGGCGUUUAAUGUUUCGCAGGGAUAUUUGAUCAACCGCACGAGGGUACGGGGACUGUACUGGAUGAUAAACCCAAAGAGGUUUAGAGAUGCGAAUGCGAUUGUGCAUAGGCUUGUAGAUAGAUACGUUGAUAUGGCGUUGCACCCUGAGAAGCGCGCGAAGAAGAUUUCCGAGAAGAAGUAUGUUUUCCUGGAUGCUAUUGCUGCCGAAACCAAGGAUCCCAAGUACCUUCGUGACCAGACUUUGAAUAUCCUUCUCGCUGGACGGUAAUCACUCCCCCUCCCCCACCCCCUCCUCCAAGGAGCCAAUUAACGAGAGUCGACAGGGAUACAACCGCCGGCCUCCUCGGCUUCAUAUUCUGGCUCCUAGCCCGCCACCCCCACAUCUACCAGAAACUCCGCGAGGAAAUUAUCUCGGCAUUCGGCACCGGUAGGGAUGGCGGGGGGAAGCGUCCUUCCUUCUCCGCCCUUAAAGACCUCACAUACCUCCGUUACGUACUCAACGAAACCCUCCGCUUGUACCCCUCGGUCCCACUGAACGGGCGUACCGCGGUGCGCAACACCAUCCUCCCGCGCGGUGGCGGGGAGGACGGGCUAUCCCCUGUAUUCGUACCCAAAGGACAGAGGGUGGACUAUUCUUGUUAUGGACUUCAUAGGAGAAAGGACCUGUACGGCGAGGAUGCGGACACUUUCCGCCCGGAGAGGUGGGGAGAAGGUGUAGGGCGAGGCUGGGAGUUUUUGCCCUUUAACGGGGGACCGAGGAUCUGUCUUGGACGUAUGCUUUUUUUUAUUUUUUAAUCCACCCUCUGGUAAUAGAUAGUGGAGAGGUUUGCUGACUUGUUGUGCGGAUAGAACAAUACGCCCUGACCGAGGCUUCAUACACCGUAACCAGAAUCUUGCAAAAGUAUGCGAGGAUCGAAGUUGCUGAUACCUAUACCGGCCCGAUGAUGGAUCUGACGUUGACGGUGGCGCCUAAGAAGGUGCUUUUGAGAUUCUGGAGGGCGUGA